ACACCCUCAACAAGAGCAGGAGGGAGAUACUUGCCAGUUGCCACUUUUUGUUCAAAAAAGAGCCUAAAAAAAGUAGACAAAAACUCUUUUGUGCGUCAUUACCUGUGCUUGUGCUUCAAUGGCGGAAGAGCAGGGACUAGAAGAAGGAGAACUACUCGAAGAAAACGAAGAAAAUCAAGGCAAAGUUGACGCCAUUGGUAAUCAACCUCAACAAUUCUCAUGGCCUGUAAUGAACUUCCACCUUCAACCUUACAGAACUUACCAUUAUUAUCGCCAGUUUCGCUCUCCAUCAAACUCUAACAACUUCCUCAAAUCCGCUAAAUGGUCACCGGAUGGUUCUUGCUUUCUUACAAGCUCUGAUGAUAACACGCUUCGUCUCUUCUCAUUGCCACAGAAUGGAAGUGAUUACUUGGCUGGAAACGAUUUUCCAGGUCUUGAUGAUGAUUCAUUCAAUGCCAACCUUGUCAUAAGUGAGGGAGAGUCUGUAUAUGACUACUGUUGGUACCCUUACAUGUCUGCUUCAGAUGUGACAAGCUGUGUAUUUGCAACUACUACCCGCGACCAUCCUAUUCAUCUUUUGGAUUCAACUACCGGUGAGCUACGUUGUACAUAUCGAGCUUAUGAUGCUAUGGAUGAAAUUACUUCUGCCUUUUCAAUUGCUUUCAACCCUACUGGAACCAAGAUAUUUGCUGGAUACAAUAAAACACUGAGGGUGUUUGAUAUACAUCGCCCUGGUAGAGAAUUUACUCAGCAUUCAACUCUUCAAGGAUCCAAGGAAGGGCAGUCUGGUAUCAUAUCCGCAAUUGCUUUUUCUCCAACUCAAUCUGGCAUGCUUGCUGCUGGUUCUUAUGACCAGACUACUGCAAUAUAUAGGGAAGACAAUUUGGAACUUCUGUAUGUCUUACAUGGACAAGAAGGUGGGAUUACGCAUGUACAGUUCUCAAAGGAUGGAAACUAUUUGUAUACAGGUGCUCGAAAGGAUCCAUAUAUCAUGUGCUGGGAUGUGCGCAACACUGUAGAAGUAGUGUACAAGUUGUAUAGAUCAACAGAACAUACGAAUCAGCGGAUAUCAUUUGACAUUGAGCCCAUCGGUCGACAUCUUGGAACAGGUGGACAGGAUGGUUUGGUGCACAUCUAUGAUUUGCAGACUGGGCAAUGGACAUCCAGUUUUGCUGCUGCAUCAGAUACAGUGAACGGUUUUUCAUUUCAUCCAUUCCUUCCAAUGGCUGUCACUUCAUCGGGGCAUCGAAGGUUUGGGUUACCUGAUGAUACAGAAGAUGUUACCCUAAGCAGUAAUGAGAACUGUGCUUCUGUUUGGGGCUUUUCGUACUCUUCAGCAGAAGAAAGCAUAACGAGCGUCAAUGGUGAAGAUUCAUCAGUUGCAAAAUCAGAAGAUGAGAAGCAGUAGAAAAGAGACGGCGAGACUGCCAUUUUCCGAGAGGCAUUAAAACAUUUACUGAUUGCACAAUAAUCAGAAAAUCAGCUGGCUUCGGUUCCAUCAUCCAAGUAAGAUAAUUAUUCUUACUCUGAUCACAAUGUGUGAACAUAUAGUAUCUAUAUAGAGACUUUACAAGUUUUGCUGGCUUUGUACGAUUCUUGUUUCUCUUACCUGCUAGAUAGCUAACGUUUGUUGAACCAUUGUUGCGAAACUGUUAGCAAACCUCGUUGAGGAUCAUUUGCAGUUCAAAUCGCUAUGAACAACAGUUUGUAUCAACGUUGAAUUACUUUUCAUCUAUGUUACUUGGACUCUUCAUUUUG
This is a messenger RNA of Amaranthus tricolor (Joseph's coat), 1758 nucleotides long. RefSeq lists its product as uncharacterized. The record is from RefSeq and is a predicted model, not a curated record. Bases 119 to 1408 code for a protein of 429 amino acids. Gene Ontology annotation, molecular function: protein binding. Lineage: Eukaryota; Viridiplantae; Streptophyta; Magnoliopsida; Caryophyllales; Amaranthaceae. The transcript is spliced from 14 exons.